AUGGCAGGGUCUGCAUCACAGGUGUGCGGCUUUAAGCAACUAGCAAUAAAUGGAACCAGUUACAAAGAUCUGUCGCUUAAUCUGUCUGGCGAUGACGACAUUAAGAAAGCCUUGAGAGAACUUGAAGAACUUUCACGGAAAUGCUCGAAAGACUUCCGUAAAAUUAUUGGAAACAUGAAAGAGUGCGUGUUGCUGGAAAAAUCUAAAUUAAAUCGUUUUUCUACUAUAACAGAAGUCAAUGUGCAAAGCAUUUUAGACGUUAUAUCUUCAAUGAAUGACAUGGUGCAAGUCAGUGUAGAAGACUUCAACGGAAUCGAUAAAACAACAAAAGCUUUAAUGACAACCUGCACAUUGAGAAUUGUUCAGAAGCAAAAUUUGGCAUCCAAAAAAGAACUUGAACAAACAAAGAUGGAAAAUCAACUAAAGGAAUAUGAAUGUAAACUAAGGUGGCUGGAAGCUGAAAUAACACAACUCAACAGAGAUGCAGAUGAACUGUUAAACAGAGCUUACGAACUGGACAAUGAAGAGAAAGAAAAAGAAAAAAGGGCUGGAGCAAGUUUUCUCUUUGGUACUGUUCUAGCAGUAGUGACUGCACCGUUUUCGGCCGGACUAAGCUUGGCCGCAUUGUCUGUUGGUGCCGCCGCAGGUGGCUUCAACCUUACCAACGCAUCAGGGUGCCGUUCAGGCGCUAAAAUAAAGAGGUCCUCUGCGGAAGAAAAGAGAGACGAAUCGCGACAGCUUGAAGCAAAGAAAUCAUCGUUGGAAUGCGAUAUGGCAAAUAAUAAAAUAAGCAUCGACAACUUAAGACGUGAGAUUGGAACCCUACUGUCGGAUGAAAAAGUGCUGAAGGAAUUGGAAAUGGGGACGAAAACGUAUCUCAACGUCCUUUUUGAAAUCGAUAAAAAUCACAAGCUCAUAAAGCAGCUUUUAAUAACGCUAUCUUUAGAAACAGAGUCAUUCCAGAUGGAACAAAUACUCAAUGAAGGCGAAUACGAAAUAAAAGAGAAAACAAACACGGGUUCGAAUGAAAGUUUUCAGAUGUUGCUGGACGCAUGGGAUUCAUUGAAAAUUACACUUGAUGACUACUAGCGAUACUGCAAUGGAAGAAAAAGAAGAGAAGAAAUAACAAUAUGCUGAAUGCAGAGUCUGUAUCGCUGGUUUGAAUCAAGAUUGGAGAUUCUCUGAAAAAUUAGUUUUUCUUUAAUUUUGGAUGUCAACUAAAUAUUGAUUAAAGGCGUGCAAUUACAGAGGGGGGUAAUCACGUGACAAACAAGAUGGCGACGUCCAUGCCGAGGCAGGUUUUUUCGUCGUUAAAUACCCUUUAUUAAUUGUAUUGUUUUUUCUUAUUCCGCUCCCUUUCCAGCCAUAUUAGGAAGAAAUAAACUGGCUUUUAUCUUAUAGUAAUAUUCGCUAUAUAUCUCGACUUUACUCGGUGCAUAAUUUCUUAGCGGGAUGACCUAAUUAGGGCUCCAUUAAGA
Messenger RNA from Dreissena polymorpha, 1478 nucleotides. RefSeq lists its product as uncharacterized. The transcript is spliced from 8 exons. The record is from RefSeq and is a predicted model, not a curated record. Bases 1 to 1089 code for a protein of 362 amino acids. NCBI's taxonomy places the organism in Eukaryota, Metazoa, Mollusca, Bivalvia, Myida, Dreissenidae.